Molecule: messenger RNA, 3406 nt
Organism: Manduca sexta (tobacco hornworm)
Lineage: Eukaryota; Metazoa; Arthropoda; Insecta; Lepidoptera; Sphingidae
Product: elongation of very long chain fatty acids protein AAEL008004
Exons: 7
Coding region: 316-1188 (290 amino acids)
Biological process (GO): fatty acid elongation, polyunsaturated fatty acid; fatty acid elongation, monounsaturated fatty acid; fatty acid elongation, saturated fatty acid
Cellular component (GO): endoplasmic reticulum membrane
Molecular function (GO): fatty acid elongase activity
Source: RefSeq, a predicted model, not a curated record
CAGGUCUUAGCAUUUCGUCUUGAUCAAACGAGACGCGCGCCUGCUUCCAUAAGCUGUUGUAGCAGGAGCUCAAAUAAAAAUAUAUAUUCGAAUUUUAUUUUCAAAAAUCGAACUGAAUUUAAAACAAAUUUUAAAAUUGUUUUAAUUUUCGUUUUUAUCAGCCAAUAGGUUGGCUGAAUUUAAUAAAAAUAUUUUUAAAUAUUUUUUAUUUUUAUUUUCGACCAGGAAUACGUAGUAAAUUGUGACUUUAAUGUGAUAGUGCUAUCGAUAGUGAUUUUCACGUGCGACGGGCGCUGUGUGGAAAACUGACAAAACAUGAACGGAGCUGCGAACGUAACAACCAAUAUGUCUUUCGUUGAUUCGUACAGAAAAUUCAUGGAGCGAAACAGCGAUCCGCGGACAGAGAACUGGAUGCUCAUGUCCGGGCCAGGACCGCUGUUGACCAUCCUAGCAACAUACCUUUACUUCUGCACUUCAGUCGGUCCUCGCUACAUGAGGGAUAGGAAGCCCUACGACCUUAAGAACACUAUAAUUGCGUACAACAUAUCACAGAUUUUUAUGAGUAUUUUCUUAGUAUAUGAGGGUUUAGUUUCGGGAUGGUGGGGCGACUACAACUUCUCUUGCCAACCAGUAGACUACUCAGACAACCCUAAAGCAACGCGGAUGGCAGCGGCGGUAUGGUGGUACUUCAUGGCGAAAGUAAUUGAGCUACUGGACACAAUCUUCUUCGUGCUCAGGAAGAAGAACAGGCAGAUCUCCUUCCUCCACCUGUACCAUCACUUUAUGAUGCCGAUCUGCGCUUGGAUCGGAGUUAAAUUUUUGCCAGGCGGUCAUGGAACUCUCCUCGGUGUCAUCAAUUCUUUCAUCCACAUCAUCAUGUACACAUACUACUUGAUCUCAGGGCUUGGUCCGCAGUACCAGAAGUUCCUUUGGUGGAAGAAACACGUCACCACGUUGCAACUGAUCCAAUUUUGCAUCAUCUUCUACCACAACUUUUCUGUUUUGUUCUGUGAAUGUAAUUAUCCUAAAUUCAUCAAUUUCCUUCUGACGGUCAACGCUGGACUCUUCUUAUAUAUGUUCGGAAACUUCUACUACAGAAAUUACAUGAAAGGAAACACGAAUGUAAAGAAAGAAAUCAAAGAAGCUCAACAAGAAAUAACUGCCAAUGGAAAAACGAAAGAAUGCUAGUGAAUUUCAAACUAUAGUUAAAUGUAUAUGAUGUUAAUCAUAGUUUUAAAACAAAUUUAGUUGGUAAGCUAUUUUAUAGUUAAAUGAAACUAAUAGUUCACCACACCAUCUUCAGUAGGCUACGCUGUAUUUGUACAAAUAAUUUUAAGGACUCAACCUUUCAUUAAGGAUUAUGGAGAUGGUAAUAAACACUUAUAUUUUUAAGUGUUGUAAUAAAUACUCUUUUAGUUGUAACAAUUUUCUUAUUAUAUAAAACUUUGUGGAUUGGACCAACGCUUCGUUAUCAUUCGGUCUAGAGAUCAACCCUUAUUACUCAUAUCUAUUUUUCAUUCAUAUUCAUUGUAUUGAUAGCCACGGUUUAUUCAAAAUAUUUUUAAUGAAAUUUGUUAUUGCUUAAAAUGCCAUGAUUCCAUUUUUAAUGAAAUUAUUGAUUUAACGAAAUUUGUUAUUGCUUAGAAUGCCAUGGUUCGAAUCCCGGGUUAGACAAUGUGAUAUUUUUUUUUCUGUCUAUGCAGAAAAAACAGUAUCCGGCACGUACUGACUGUACUGAGCACAAUUCCAGACUCAGGGCUCGUAUCAUUAUGAGCCCUGAGUCGAGGAGUCUUAUACGGCGAUAUACUCGCCCCCUAUCACAUCAUGGAAUGAAACAUAGAUGGAAAAAAGUGGGUACUUUGAUUGCUAUUUAUCUACCCCUUCGGGGAUAAGAGAGUAGGUAAUUUGUAUCUGUGAUAUCGCUUAUCGAAAAAACAACUAAUUCUAUAAUAUUUUACAAUCUACAUAAACAAUUCAUAGAAGAAAUAAACUGUUUUUUAUUGUAUAAUGAAUUUUUGAAUGAAUGAAUGAUCAGAACUAACCUAAAUGAUUUCGAAGCAUGAAUCCAUACAAAGAUUUUCAAACAGUUUACACAAGUUGUCUCUUAGUCAUCGGUGGAUUUGUAGAUGUAAGAAAUACCCUUGUUAUUUAUUUUAUAUUAUAAGCUAAUGUAUCUAGCAUUUUUUAUCACCACAACUUUGUUAUUGACAAGUCAAUCUUAAGUUUGACCUAUUUCUAAAACUACCUGUCUAAAAUAAAACUGAUGCAUUUUGGUAUGUAAAUAUAUUUUAUAAAAAACAAAUGUAUUGCAUUUUAUAUUCGAUGUAUUUAUGAAAUUGUCUAGCUAUGACAUACUAUUAUUGGGACCAAUUCUGAGUAAUAUAUUAUAUUUUAAUAGUACUUGCGUUCCUACGAGCAGCUCCGCUUGAGUAAAAGUCCGUCACACAAUCACCCAAGCCCCCGCCGCGCAGACUCUUAAAACAAAAGAAGCGCGACGUAGUGGCGCGGUUUGGUACAAUGAGUUUUCUAGCUAACCUUAAAACAUUACAUAUUUUUGAUUACAAGGGUGGAUUUCGAUUAAAAGUGACCUUUGAGGUUUCUAACUAAGCUUAAAUAUUUGAUUCUGAUGUUAAAUUUUGAUGAAAUACACCCUAUAUGUUCAGAGAAAGAUUAAUAUUUUUCAAUAGUUAGAUACUGAAUUCAACUAGUGGCUUCGUGUUACGCCACAAACAUUUAAAAUCUAUCUCCUUAUUCAUUGACUUUUUUUAUCUAAGGACGCAGCAUUGCUGUGAUAACAAGUCUGUAUCUCAGUGCUGACGGCAUGCCAGCCUUCGCAGUGUGUAGAAAUACGACCGUUGUGAUUGGCUAAUAUUGAGAUACAACUUGAAUCUAAUUGGCUGUCAGAUAAACAAAGCUGAGAAACAGACUUGUUAUCACAGCAUUAAUCCGUCUUUAGAUAAAAAAAAACUUCUAUGAAUACGGGGUAUAUGUCUUUAAUUAUGAAUCUAACCCUUACAUCAAGAACACAAUGUCUACCAAGACUCUGUAAAUUACAAUUGUCAUUAAACUGCAAACAACCACUGCAUAUAAUAGCUAUAAAUAUAAACAGAUCAAGAUUUGAACAUAUCGUUAUUCAUAAACCAAUGCAAUAAGUAUGGUAUUAUAACAGUUAGUGGUUAUAAAGUUUGUAAGACUUCCUUCAAAGACUUGAAUAACAAUAAAUAUCUUUGUAUGAUUAUAUGAAAUUUAAACUUAAAAACUGUGUUUUCUGUUCUAUCUAUUAAUUGCUAAUGGAAAAUGAAAUAUAUCAAAAGUUAAUAUAUGUUUUUAAAUGUAAUAAAGGGAAUAAGACUACAGACAAUACAAUAAGACUUGUUUUAAUUUAAAAUAUAAGUGGGUAAAUACA